CACGAGUGUGUGCUUGCGCGCCCGCCGUGGGUGCGUGCGCGUUCCUGUGUGGGCGCGUGCGCGUUCCUGUGUGGGCAAUCAGUCACCUACGCACUGAGGUGCAGAUAAAUCAGUAAUUUCACAGAAGUUUCUCAAUCUAACGCUUCGUCUGUUGCGGUCUCUCACACACUCGACAUGUCGGACAUGGAGCCCAAAUCAGCCCAGGAUUUAACCGUGGUGGUGCAGAGUUUACUGCAGCAAAUGCAGGACAAGUUCCAGACCAUGUCUGACCAGAUUAUCGGGAGAAUCGACGACAUGAGCACCCGCAUCGACGACCUGGAGAAGAACAUCUCCGACCUCAUGACUCAGGCAGGCGUGGAGGAGUUUGAUGGAGAGAACAAAUUCGGCGAUGCGUCAGGAACAGCUUGAUCAAGACAAAGAGCCACCGAUCAAAUUAGUGCAUGAGCAUACGCAGUUUUGGUACUGAAGAAUCCCCGUACAUUUCGGGAUCGUCCGCCGAUCUGUAGCCUGUGGUCAUAUGAGACUGUGAUGUGUGACGUCAUGGAUGUUUCGCUCUUUCCCAAAAUAACCUUUUAAUAUUUGUGAUGAUGAGGAUGAGUUAUUUAUUUACUUGUUUUAUUAAUUAAUUCAUGUCAACCAACCACGCUGCAUAAAUCCUACAUGCUGAACUUUAUCACGACAGUAACACAGAAGAACACAGAUCUUAUUAAACGCCUGAUGUACUGUGAAUUUACACUCAGAUUUCCAGCAAAUUUAUUGGUGCUGUUCAUAAGAUUUCAAAGACCAGUGAAGAGCUGAUUCCUCUAAUGCCCAGUGCGAUUCCUGUGUCUCGAAUAAAAGCACGUUUUCAUACUAAAACGAGAUAAGCGUUUAUAAUAGAAGGUAAGACGUUAACACGAGCCGUAACGGUUAGGUAUCAGAGUCAGGGUCACUGCCUUGACUCCGUAUUACGGGAUUUCGCCAUGGAUAAAAGUGUAACUUUAAGGAAUUAACACGAGCUUUACCGUAUACGUCUCGAUACUGACGAUAUUCUUCUAAUAUUUUUGUUUUGAAGCCACAGAAAUCUAAAAAUCAUCUUCCACAUCAUUUACAUUCAUUUUUUUUUUUAUUUAAAUUUGAUUUCAGUUAUUAAUCAAGAGUCGACGACGAGUUUAUGAAUCAUAUUUUAAUGGUUCUAAUAUAGAGCGGUUUUAGAGUUGUCCGGUCGAUGCCCCAAUGCUUCUCUAAUACUACUAUUAAUUGUCAAACGAACUCAUAAACAACUCCUUUUUUUUCCCCCUUAUGGUUUUCCGUACACAUUUAUAGUAAACGUCGGUGCUUUGUUAUAAUAAAAAAGUCUUUUGUAGGAAAAUAUAAAUUUCUCGUUCUAGUUUGUUUGUCAGUGAGUGAUUUUGUAUUUUUAACCCAGUUAUUCAGAAUGUAUUGAACCAAUUUAAUCCUUAAACUAAAUGCCUUUAUGAAAAAAAAAACAUAAAUAGAAGCCAUAAAUAGAUUGAAAAAAUAAAAAAUAAAUCAGUCAAAUAUGAAAUUUCCACAGAGACAUGGAGCUUCGACGCAGAUCGCGUUGUUACGUACACGACGAUGCAGAUUCUCGACAUUUCUAAUUUUCACUGCACUUUCAAAUUGAAUUUGAUUAAAGAUUCCAUGUUCAUGGUUUGGAAAAAAUAUAAAAUUACUCGUUAACCCCAUACACGAUUUCCACGCCAUGCGAUCUGUAAUACCUACGAAUAUAUGUAUAUACAUAUAUAUGAAUAUUUAUCACUUUACACCUAAUACGGUGCUGUAACCUUUAGCUAGCGCACGUGUAACGAUCAAGGUAGCUAGCUAACGUGCUUUUCUCAUUUACGUAGCGGUGAAGCGAUUAAAGACUGACUUUUGAUUGAAUCUCAGGCAAAUUUUAAAUCAUCUAUGUAUAUCAAAAGGGUUCGGAAUGAAUUCACCUCGAAAUGAAGAUUUUUAAAUAUCGAGAUACCUCCUAAUCUUUUUCCCUUACACGUCGUUUAGCUGGAUUUCUGCUCAGGAUAUCGUUCCGUACAUCCUAACAAAGUAAACCGAUUCUCUACUCACGUUCCACGUCGGAUUUCCGUUCCUUUUUAUUAUUUAAAUUUUAUUUUUUUAUUAUUUUAACAACCGUGUUUGACCGAACAUGCUAACUGUGCCGCCCAGGAUUCCCGUGUCGGCUCAGGGAGUUUUUCUGUGCUACGUUUUUCCCUUCUAUACCAGAAGUACGUUCUAAAUCCCAGAUUUAUAUUAAGCACAUAAAACAAUUUCAAUGUGUUUGGGUUCAAUUUGACAGCACGGUCGUCCCCAGACCUUUAAAAAAUCUCGUAUCCGAACGUUUUAAGAUACAGUAUGUACUUAACUGUGACAUUUCUGAUCAAACCGGGCAUGUUUAAUUGAUUGUGUAGUGAAACACUGGAGCUCUAACAGUACUGUUCUUUUCAACACAGGUGCUAAUUAUUGUGUGUAUGUAUGUAUGUAUGUAUUCAUUCAUUUAUUUAUUUAUUUUAUUUCUCUUGGGGUUGGGUUAGAAAUUAGGGAUGACAUCUUAAGGGAAUUACUUCAAUAAAUAUAGAUUGUAAUAUCCAUGUAUCUCUGACAGAUCUACUGAUCGUUAGUGGGGUUCGAUGUACCCACUUUACUUGAAUCGGUUUACUAAGAUAACAAAUGUAUUAUUUAUUUGCAGCUUACAUCUGGAACUUAAUUGUUCCUGUUAAAAGUGCUGUAUUCUGGAUUCUGUAAAAAAUAAUACUUGAUUUGUGUUAGUAUUAAUCUUACUCUAGAUAAUGUGUGUUGUAUUACGUGUUUGCAUGACUGUAUUCAGCCUGCUCUUGUAUGACAGCUUCUUGUGAACGUGAACAGAAAUUGCGGUCAAUAUAACGCUUAAUAAACGAAGACGCCUUGAUUUCUUUCUGAUCUUAAA
This is a messenger RNA of Tachysurus fulvidraco (yellow catfish), 2923 nucleotides long. RefSeq names its product heat shock factor binding protein 1a (gene hsbp1a). Bases 175 to 408 code for a protein of 77 amino acids. The record is from RefSeq and is a predicted model, not a curated record. The transcript has 4 exons. Gene Ontology annotation, molecular function: transcription corepressor activity. Gene Ontology annotation, biological process: cellular heat acclimation. Gene Ontology annotation, cellular component: nucleus; cytosol. NCBI's taxonomy places the organism in Eukaryota, Metazoa, Chordata, Actinopteri, Siluriformes, Bagridae.